Messenger RNA from Capra hircus (goat), 4453 nucleotides. RefSeq names its product MDM2 binding protein (gene MTBP). Gene Ontology annotation, cellular component: kinetochore. Lineage: Eukaryota; Metazoa; Chordata; Mammalia; Artiodactyla; Bovidae. The record is from RefSeq and is a predicted model, not a curated record. The transcript has 22 exons. The coding region runs from base 40 to 2742 and encodes 900 amino acids. Gene Ontology annotation, biological process: protein localization to kinetochore; traversing start control point of mitotic cell cycle; regulation of protein ubiquitination.
ACGGACGCGGGCGCCGGCGGUGGCCGCGCGCGCGGAGGGAUGGAUCGGUACCUGCUCCUCGCGGUCUGGGGCGAGGGGAAGGCCGCGGUGGCGGCGGCGGGCGCGGGCCGUGGGCCCGAGGCCUCGCGCGUCGAGGGCCCCGGGAGGCCGCCGGACUUGAGAGCAGCAAAUGUUUAUCAUCUCCUGAAAAGAAGCAUUAGUGCUUCAGUUAGUCCAGAAGAUAGUACUUUCCCUGCCUGUUCAGUGGGCGGUAUACCUGGUUCCAGGAAGUGGUUCUUUGCAGUUCAGGCAAUAUGUGGAUUUUAUCAGUUUUGUAGUUCACACUGGGAAGAGAUACAUUUUGGUGCAGAGAAAGAUGACAUCGAAGAUGUUCUUCAGACAAAUAUGGAAGAAUGCUUGAGUGCUGUUGAGUGUUUUGAGGAAGAAGAUAGCAAUAGCAGGGAAUCAUUAUCCUUGGCUGACCUUUAUGAAGAAUCUGCAGAAAGUUUGCAUCAGUUAUCAGACAAGCUUCCUGCUCCUGGUAGAGCAAUGAUAGAUAUAAUACUGUUGCCUUCUGACAAAGAUCCUCCAAAACUGAGAGACUGUUUGCCUACUGUAGGAGCAUUAAAACAUUUGAAGGAAUGGUAUUCAGCAAAAGUCACUAUCGCAGGAGAUCAUUGUGAAAUAAAUUAUCAGAAAAUUGCAGAAUACCUUUCUGCUAAUAUUGUAUCUUUUGAAGAUCUCAGAAAUGCUAUUGAUUCAAAGGAGCUAUGGAGGGGAAAGAUUCAGAUAUGGGAGAGGAAGUUUGGAAGUGAAAUAAGUUUUCCUGAAUUUUGUUUAAAGGGAGUCACACGGAAGAAUUUUAGUACAUCUAAUUUAAAAACUUGCUUUCUUAACAAAAAGUUAAUACCAUCAAAGGAUAAAGAUAUUUUGCCAAAGGUUUUUCAUUAUUAUGGCCCUGCUUUAGAGUUUGUGCAGAUGAUAAGAUUAUCAGAUCUGCCCUCCUGCUAUAUGUCGGACGUUGAAUUUGAGUUGGGAUUGACAAGAAACAGCACCAAGCAGAGCUCCAGGCUGCUGGUGGAGCAGAUUUCUUCCCUGUGUGGCGAGGCUGGAGCUCUUUUUGUGUUGCCGUGUACCAUUGGUCGCAUACUUGCUCCUCCUCCCAGCCAGCUCAGUUCACGAAGGUGGAAGGAAUAUAUGGCGAGAAAACCUAGGACAAUCAGUGUUCCAGAUGUUGAAGUGAAAGGAGAGAGUUCUAGCUAUUAUCUCUUGUUACGAGGUAAUGGCAAUGGGAAGUGUAAAGCCACGUUGAUUCACUCAGCCAACCAGAUCAAUGGCUCGUUUGCGCUCAGUUUAAUUCACGGAAAGCUGAAAGCAGCAACAGAAGAAACCAGAUUGAGCUCUCCUCUUGACCUCUCGUCACUCCCAAGGUUCUCCAAGGAGCAGCUUAUACAGAGAGAGAGACAGUUAGCCAGCGCUCAGGCUUCGGCUUUGAAGGAGUGUCUGCAAAGGAGAAAGUUGGCACAGCAGCGUGAGGUAGUUUCUGUGGAUGAACUCAAAAGUCUGCUAACAUGCACAAGGGAACGCUUUUUAGGUCAUUUUGAUGCUCUUAUUCCUAAAACAAGUCUAAUAAAGACAGACGAAACCUCCAAUAUGUUACAUGAUAGCAGUUCACUGGAGCUUACUUCUUCCCGCCUAGUGGAGACCAAUCCUCUGGAGUGGCCAGAAAGGCAUGUCCUUCAAAAUUUGGAAACUUGUGAAAAAGCUAAACAAAAAAUGAGAACUGGUUCAUUACCUCGAUCAUCUGAACAAUUGCUGGGCCACAAAGAGGGCCCACGGGAUUCAGUCACAUUAUUGGAUGCUAAAGAAUUGCUUAAAUUCUUUACCUCAGACGGAUUACCAAUUGGAGAUCUUCAGCCUUUACAGAUUCAAAAAGGGGAGAAGACUUUUGUCCUGACACCAGAACUUAGUCCUCGGAAACUUCGUGGUUUACCUUUUGAAGAAGCUUCAGUAUGUCAUUAUCAUGGAAUUGAGUACUGCUUGGAUGACCGGAAAGCGUUAGAGAGAGAUGGGGGAUUUUUAGAGCUGCAGUCUCGGCUUAUUCGUUAUGAAACCCAGACCACCUGCACCAGGGGGAGUUCUCCGGGGCCCGCCGUGCUCAGCCCGCUUCCCUCUCCUGCGGUUUCGUCAGAGCCCACGAGUGUCCCUGACGGAGAAGCUCUGCAAAGCGAGCUCCGGACUGACGUCCCCCGAGUGAAAAGGAGAUCAAAAGAUGUGAACUGCCUUUAUCCUCCCAAAAGCAGACUUGUGAGGUCUGGAAGUUCCGAUUCUCUUCUUUCUCAGACAAGUGGCAGCGCCCGCCAUCGCCACGCGGUCCCCUCCAGAAAGCCACGGGCAGAGCGGCUGUUACCUGUGCCGUGUCCCUCUGCGCUGAGCCGUGAAGCUCCCGGAGCCACCGCCAAGGCCAGCUCAGGUCCCAAAGCUGCGCGCGAAUCAGAAACAGCAAGGCCCGCAAAGGAAUCCCGAUCACAGAAGCACACUCGGAUACUGAAAGAAGUCGUUGCUGAAGCCCUGAAGAAGCACAGGAUCACGGAGGCUCACGAAUGUUUCCCUGCUUGCAGCCAGCGCCUCUUUGAGAUCUCCAAGUUCUACCUAAAGGAUCUUAAAACUUCCAGAGGUCUAUUUGAAGAAAUGAAGAAAACCGCAAACAGCAAUGUCGUGCAGGUGAUUGAGUGGGUGUUAGAAAAAGCAAGCAAGAAAUAACGCAGAAUCAUUCCCUUUGGAUGAUUGUAGAUUGGAUGGAUCUAUUAUAUACCCCUUCCUUCUUUAGUUUGAAAAUUACACAUUUCAAACUUUAUUCAAAGAAUGAAUGUUCCAUUUCUAAGGAAUUUCAUAAAUACCCUGUAUUUAUAUAGUUUUGAAGUUGCUCAGUUAAUGUAAUUUUAGUUUGUAUACUUAUAGUUUUACUAUAUUUUAAUUUUUAACAUUAAUAUUUUUAUGUAUUUUUAAAAAUUUUACUCUUGGUUAUUUAAUUCUUUCAAUAAAUAGAAAAAGAUAUUUCUUUACUUCUUGGUAAGUGUCUCUGUUGUUAGGUGUGUUUAAACUGCUGAGUCUCGAGUAGGACAUUGCCAGUGGCUUUUCUCGUGUGUUACAACAGCGUGAUUUAUUGGACAACCCUUGUCUUAGAAAACAUUGGCAAAAAAUUCAUAUACUUAGUCAUGUUCCCUUACCCCUGGCCUGGAGCCACCACUGUUGGAGCUAUUUAUGUUUAUUUGGGAUGAAAAAAAAGAGCAAAAAUUGUGAAAAUAAGACAUAGUGAAAAUGACUUAAGUACCUACUCCCAGAAAAAAAAAUUUUCCCAUGACAGUAAAUUUGGAAAAUGUGGAAAAUACUAAGGAGAAUGGAAAAAAUUCCAAUACUGUUCUGUCUACAGGUAUUUAAUAUUUUUAAACAUUAUAUUUAUUUUCAAAAUUGCAGUCAUAUGUAUGUUUAUGUAUGUGUAUUUGCAUGUGUGAUAUGUAUGUAUAUUAAUUUAUAGCCUGCUUUUCACUUAAUGUGAUGUAACAAUAUGAUUAAAAUGAUUUUUAUAUCAUGUCAGUAAUAGCUGCAUGAUUCAAAUGGAUCAGUUUAUUUAACCAGUCCUGCAUCGUUGGACAUAAGAGUUCAAUAUUUCCUUACUGUAAAUGAAACAUAUCAAUAUUUCUGGUACAUCACUGAUUAUUCCUUAGUAUAGCUUUUUCAGAGUGGAAUCUGUGGGUGUCUGAGUGUACUGCCUUAACUUAACUUCAGUGCUGUGCUCACACUUAAUCACUUUUGUGAAUGUCCCAUAAAAAUACUGGAAAUGGCAGCCCACUCCAGUGUUCUUGCCUGGAGAAUCCCAGGGACAGAGGAGCCUGGCGGGCUGCAGUCUACAGGGUCGCAAGAGUCGGACACGAGUUGGCGACCAGACCACCACCACCACCAUAAAAAUGCUUCAGAGUAAAAAGUGACUUAAGAUGCUUGAGAUAAAUGUGAAAGCAGGUAACAGGAGCGGUCUAAGAGGCCCAGAGACCUCAGGUCCAUUUCUGGCACAGACUGAACUCACGGGAGAAGCUGCAGGCCCAGCCGAAGUCCAGCAGCGCGAGCCGCGUGCCAGUGUCCAGGAGAGGACCCUGCUGGCCGGGCCUGUCUGUCUGUAGGACACCUGUGCAUGGGACCUCGAAAGGCAGACCCGAGGGAGAAUAGAGCAGAGCGCAGGCCUCGGCUGUUCUGACGCUAAUUCCCGUGCUGGGGAUGCUGCCUAAAACUCCCACUCCCUGUAAGUGGAAAAAGGGAGCCAGGGCUGGGCUAGCUCAGCCUGUUCCGCAGUGAUGGGACGCUGGGAAAACUGUUGCGCACAUCACCUGGAAAAGAGAAGCUGGCUUCCUUGUGGCUCAGACGGUAAAGAAUCUGCUUGCAGUGCAGGAGACCCGGGUUCAAUUCCUGGGUGGGCAAG